AUGGUCAGAUUCGGCUCUAGUCUAGCUUUGGUCUCUACCAUCGCUGUAGUCGAAGGUUUUUCUUCUGUUCAGCAAUUCUCUUCCAGAACGCCAAGUUUUGGUCAAUCUCAAUUCUCUGGAACCCAAUUAAAUGUUGCAAGUACCGACCCCUUUCCUCUCUCUCGAAGCAUCACUCCUGAAGGUUAUGGAUUCUCAAGCUCCAUUGGACGCGUACUGAAGGAGGCUGGAAGAGAGGGUGGCUAUUACAAAGCUGCAUCCUCAGAUAUCGUGGCGGAUGUAAUGGACGGAAUCACAAGUGGCGAAGUGGAUGCAGCUCUCGUAUUCGACGACUCGUCAAAGCUGUUGGGUAUUUUUACUGAAACUGAUUACAUAAGGUUUUCAAUGAAAAGAGCCAAAUCUGCAAGCAAUGAAGAAGAAUCGGCAAAAUACCUCGUCUCGCCUGUAGUAGACUACAUCACACCUUCUUCGAAGAUUGUGGCACUUUCUGAAAAGGAUACGGCCAAUGUUGCCAUUGCAGCAAUGAAGCAAGCAGGUGUGCGACACAUGUUGGUAGUGGACAAAGCUAGUAAGGAUCGCCAAAUGGUCGAUGAUAGUUCAGUCUUGGGUGUCAUUAGCAUGCUAGAUGUUAUGUCUUUGGUACAAAAGGAUGAACGAUUGAGUUUGCAAACAAUGGCUAGAAAGUACCCGGGAAUCUCCAACCCUUUUGAUUUGAUGAACGAAGAAAUGAAGUCCCAAGCCAAUGCUGACGCAAGCAAUCCCGAGACGGCCAAGGAAGAUAUUAUCAAAUUUGGAGCUGGGCUUCUUUCCCUUGGAACUGUAGGUCUUUUCUUUUCCCAAUCACAAUGGUUGCACGACCAUGCCGACUUGGCCAUGAUUGCCAUCUUUAUUCUUGGAUACAUUGGUAUUAUCUUUGAAGAAGUCUUCGAGUUCGACAAGGCUGCAGUCGCCCUUCUCAUGAGUACUGGACUGUGGGUGACUUAUGCUGAUUUCUUCCAAAGUGAGGGUCUUGCGUCAGACACCGUGCUUACGCAACUGGGAGAACAGCUUUCGGAGGUUUCUGAAAUCUGUUUCUUCCUUCUUGCUGCUUCAACAAUUGUUGAGGUAAUGGAUCAACACCAAGGAUUCAAGGUUGUGACCAACCAAAUCAAGACUACAUCGAAGAAAAGUCUCUUCUGGACUAUUGGAUUCUUAACAUUCUUUCUAUCUGCUAUUCUCAACAACUUGACCGUGACCAUUGUCAUGUGCUCCCUAUUGCGAAAAUUGAUUCCUCAGAACGAUGAUCGCAAGCUCUUUGGUGCCAUGGUAGUUGUUGCCGCAAAUGCUGGGGGAGUUUGGACCCCGAUUGGCGAUGUGACCACCACAAUGCUUUGGAUCAAUAACCAGCUUUCCACUAUUCCAACAGUUACGGAAUUGUUCCUUCCCUCGUUUGUGUGCUUGGUCGCUUCUCUGGCCUUCUUGGUCGGUCAAGUGGAAGAAGACAGCUCGCUCGCAGACUCAGCCAUGCCAGAACCAACCGAAUUGGCACCGAGAGGUAAACUGGUGUUCUGGAGUGGUAUUGCGAGUCUCUUGAUCGUCCCAGUGUUUGCCGAGUUGACUGGACUUCCACCCUAUUUGGCAAUGUUGACUGGCCUCGGUGCAAUGUGGACAUUGACUGAUAUCAUUCAUAUGGGCGAGGAUGGUGAUCAGAAAUUGAAGGUCCCUGUCGCCCUUGCAAAGUUGGAUACAGCAGGAAUCCUUUUCUUUUUGGGCAUUCUCAUGAGUAUUGGUGUUCUAGACAAGAGUGGUUUGUUGAAAGAACUUGCUGUAUUCUUGAGUGACAACUUGCCCAGUUUGGAUAUCAUCGCUACGGUCAUUGGUAUUGCAUCCGCCUUGAUUGAUAACGUGCCUCUGGUUGCGGCGACAAUGGGUAUGUAUGACCUUGCCGACUAUGGUACCGAUGACAGGCUUUGGCAGUUGAUUGCUCUAUGUGCCGGAACUGGAGGAUCAAUCCUUGUUAUCGGAUCUGCCAGUGGCGUAGCACUAAUGGGACUAGAAAAGGUCGACUUCAUAUGGUAUGCCAAGAAGGCGUCCGUUGGAGCGGCAGUGGGAUACUUUGCAGGUAUUGCCACGUACUUGGCACAGAAUGCUGUUUUGUCGGGCGGAUUUCUUGAUUUCCUACCUCAGGCCGCCGUUGCAGCUGACAUGGCACAGAGUGUAGCUUCCACUGGAAUUGUAAUGUAA
Messenger RNA from Cylindrotheca closterium, 2220 nucleotides. The record is from the annotation of a GenBank genome assembly. NCBI's taxonomy places the organism in Eukaryota, Bacillariophyta, Bacillariophyceae, Bacillariales, Bacillariaceae.